AUGGAUGAUGAGGAGCGCCAGCUGGCAGCCCACUUCACAGAACUCGAGGCGCAUUUGGCAUCACAGCUUUCCUAUGGCGACUUGGACCUCACACUUGCAGAGCUGCGCGAUGUGCAGCACCGUUGCCAAGCCGUGGGUCUUGGAGCACCCAUUCUCGAAGCUUUGGACGAUGCAAUUGCAGGCGAGUCAGACGAUCUCUCCUUCAGCAUCGACAUCUCCAGUGACGGUGACCAGACAGACAUCCUCUCCUGUGCAGGCGACUACCUGGCGCUGUUCCGUCACUACGCCCUGGCGGAGACCCAGUACCGGGCCGCAAAAGAUGAGUUCGGCCUGGCACGCUGCCUGGCCGAGCGCCUGGCACGGGAGCGCCGCAGCAGCGCCUCAGAGGAGUUGGACCGGAUGGAGGUGGAAGCCCUGGAUGCAGCGCUCGGAGCCGUGCACCGGGUUCAGGUGACUGGUGGGUCCGCGAACGAGCGCAGCUGGGAACGCCGAGCCUGCCAGGCCCUUCAUCUCCUGGAUGAUCUCAGUGCGUCCUCGCGUCCGGGUCGACUUGAAGAACGCUUGGAAGACCUCAAGUCGGCACCUCUGCAGCUCAUUGAGUCACUGGGCUGCUUCCUUCGCUGCCCCGGCGCUGGUGCGGUGGAGAAUCUCUCGAGGAGACUUCUGUUGCCAGCACCUUGGCUGGCACAGCCGCUGUCAACCCUGCAUGGCAUCCAGCUUCCCCCAGGUGUUCGGACUUUGCUGGUGGACUCGCGGGCCUUCUGCCAGCCAGGCAUGGAAAUCGCUGUGCGGCGUUGGCGACAUGAAUUGCGAAGAGCACUCGAGGAGGGACCUACUUGCCCGCCUUCAAGAGACUUGCUUGCCAGCGCUGCUGCCAUUGCGUGCCAUUGCCACUUCACAGGCUAUUGCAUUCCGUUGCAAGAGAACGAGGAGGAGUAUGAAGAAGGCGACGAAGAAAACGAAGGCAAGAUGCCUUCAGCUUUUUCCGCUUUCGAUGUUAAGUGGAUCGUUUCUGCAAUGUACGAGGUGCCUUGUCAAGCCGCGCCCCCACAGCUGGAGGCCAUGGGCUCCAUCCCUGAGCUGGUCGAGCUCAUUUGCAGGACCUGCAAGCAUCCGAAGGAGGAGGAAGAGUUCAUGAAGACCUUGGACUACCUCUCCCAACCAGCCAAACCGGGUUUGCCGUGUUCACCGUGCCGGGACUUCUACGACUCAACCUUGUAUCCACCAUGGCACUAUGCGGUUGAAAGUGUCGGAGUGGUCCCUGUGCCUUUACACGUGCGCUUGCAACACAUCUCUCCACUGUGGACUCCUCAGGAGGUGCCCUCCUGUCGCAUCCUGGUUGCUGGUUGCGGCUCAGGCCAUCAGGUGGCCGUUGAGCUUCGCAGCACUGUGUUGGAGGGCGCUUCGGAGCUGAUCGCCCUGGACGUGUCUGCCAGAACCAUGGCUGCAGCGAAGCGCAAGCUUCGAGCCGUCCUCACAGACAGAGAGUUUGCUCGUGUAAAGUUUCUCGUGGGUGACAUCCAGCACCUUACUCGAGGUCAUGCUUUCGUUCGAGAUGGCUUCAACCUCAUCGUUUGCUGUGGGGUGCUGCAUCACUUGGCCGACCCAGCGUUGGGACUCGAGCGCCUGGCAGCGCUGCUUGUUCCAGAUGGUGUCCUACAGCUUGCAACCUACUCCACAAUCAGCUUCAAGACAUGGCAGCCGCGAGUUCAGGCGUGGCUGCAAAAACUGCCUACUUUCCGCUCGAUGUCGCAAGGCUCGAGGACGCCCUCACGUCAAGAGGUGCGAGCCUUGCGCCAAGAGAUCCUCACAGCCUCCAAGGAGGAAGCCUUGCACAGUCUGCCCACUGCCAUCAGCGUCGCGCAUGAUUCCUGGGUAGGAAGUAGGAUAGUGCAGGAGCUUGAACGGGCCGCGUGCAAGGAGUUCUUCACCUACGCAGGCUUCCUGGACUUGCUCUUUCAUCCCCUAGAGAGGACCGCGAAGGAUCUAAUCCCGCACCACCCCUAA
Molecule: messenger RNA, 2007 nt
Organism: Symbiodinium natans
Lineage: Eukaryota; Dinophyceae; Suessiales; Symbiodiniaceae
Source: the annotation of a GenBank genome assembly